Gigantopelta aegis is the source of this 2816-nucleotide messenger RNA. Its product is annotated as troponin C, skeletal muscle-like. The record is from RefSeq and is a predicted model, not a curated record. Lineage: Eukaryota; Metazoa; Mollusca; Gastropoda; Neomphalida; Peltospiridae. The coding region runs from base 50 to 325 and encodes 91 amino acids. Gene Ontology annotation, molecular function: calcium ion binding. The transcript has 2 exons.
UAUUCGCAGGUAGCAGAAUUAGUGAGACGAGGAAAGAAAAGUUUGGAAGAUGGCUCUCAUGCAGAUCGACAUUGAAGCAGAAAAGAAAUUCAAGGAGAUUUUUCGAAUUUUGGACAUCAACACGGUGGGCUACAUUAAAAAUGACGAACUGGCAGCCGUAAUUGAUAGAAUGAAAGAAGAAGUGGGCAUGAAGGACGAAGAGGUCAAACAGUUGGUGGACGACAUCGACAAAAACAAGGAUCAGAAAAUACAGUUUAACGAAUUUUACAAGUUUAUGUCUGAGACGGAAGAUAAGGAAACAGAGGAAAAGUUGGAACAGCUUUAGCACGUUACCGGAAGUGACGUCGCGCGGGACUCUUUCGCACAUCUCGUCGUCACACCAGUUCAAGUUAUGAAUCAGGAACGAUUUCAUAUUUAUAUAAAAACAAAAUAUUCAGUUGGACUAGGAAUACCUCCAUGACUGUGUCCUGUUCAUACCUGAUGACGUCAUGUCCAGUUUAUUACUGGAAUAUAAUGCCAUUUACCUGCGUGAACGCUGUCGACUAGUGCUGCAAUUACAAAGCUUUGGAAAAUUACCCAGAGGAAGUCUUAAAGAAGCUCCUAAGGAUAUUUCGGAAAUGUGCAUGUCGAUAUUAUAAGCAUAACCAAAUAACGAACGAUGCAUGAAACUGACAAAACUCACAAACAUGUUACAAAAUAACAAUUAAACAACAAGUAGAAUGUUCUAACUGCAAAACAUGUUGCAAUAUUUUAGCUUUCGCCUUUAAAUAUAUUAAAAUUUUAUUAUUAAUUUUUAAAGAAAACGCUUCAUCUGGGGAUAAAAUGUCAUUUAUGAUUUGAUGAAAUAACUUUUCUCUUAAAUAUAGCGGCUCAUUAUUUAUAAAGCUUUAAUAUUCCGAUAAAAGUAGGAGAAAGAGAAAGAGUGAGAGAACGAAAAACAGAUGCGGCACAAUUAGGCAAAACAAGUCAUGCGCACAAGCUUGCUUGUUUGUAAUCCAAACAUAUUUGUAUCGAGCAGUGUCUGUUGAGCAAUUUAAAUCAGUCAAGACCAGGGGCAUACGCUGGGGGUGGGGUGGGGAUGUUGUUAGGAUCCACCUGGUUGAUGCUAAAACAUUUAGUUUUUUACAACGCAAUAUUAGGCUAUUUAUAUAGGUGUCCAGAAAAAAUGUAGAUAAAUAGGUCCGCUAGGUUCAUAUUCGACCCCUCUACCAAGGUCCUAACCAUGCUACGCAACUAAAGAACUUCUUGCAUUUUCCAGUCUUACAUAGCGUCGACCUCAGGUGCGUCAACAUUAAAAAGUACACGUAGUAUUUUUAUAAUUUUGGACCUAUUACAAUAUAGUGCCAGAUAUUCAGAUGUUUUCCGGCCAAUAUUCACCUCGUUUUGAAACAAAAUUAAACCGCGAAGGUCGGUGUUAGCGGAUCGAGAACAAUCGAGGCUAGCGGACAUCACGAUCGAUUUUCUCUAGAUGGUCUAUGUGGAUUUUAACGGAAUGGAAUCACGGAAUUUGACCUUGUAAAUGGCCCACCAAUACUUAUAUUGUCUGAAAAUAUACUAAGCAGCAAGAGAAACGCAGUGCACAAAAAUAAUAACAAAAUGUGUUGCUUUAGGCAGUGAAUUUGCAAUUUUACGCUAACAAAUAUUUAAAGAGAGACGUUGUUAAAACUAAUAGUACACAAUUUAUGACGAUUUAAAUAUCUACCGGAUAUUUGAUUGUACUCGCGUUUCUGAUGUUUUUCAGUGUGUAUAUACAUAUAUACCUAAUACUUUCUUUAUAUUACACUUGUUAUGGAUAUAGUGAUUAUAUAUUGUUCAUAACUGAAUUAUGGCAACGUAGACGUAAAUCAGAAACUAUAAUUUCGUUAAUUGUAUGAAAUGCUAGGUGUCUAAAAAUGUAUGCCAAAACUGCUUGUAAUAGCGAGCGCUAGCUGAACUCACGAAAACAGUAUAUACUUCAUGUCACGUUAAAUGUGAGAAUCUACCUUUAAUUAUUGCGCCGCUAAACUGUUGCACAUACACGUAGCUGAAAUGUCAUUUGCAUUUUGAUUUUUGGGUUUCGAAGUAUGGUAAUAACUGUCUUGUUAACCUUUUCUUGAGUUUGCAUGGAUAUUUAAUUGUAAUUAAUUUUGCACGCGUUGCUAAUUGUUAUUGAAGUUUGUUUGAAUUUAUAAUAUAUUAAACCUUUUUUUUUAAAUACACAGUGUGUAGAUAUGUAAAACCAAACCAAAAAUAACAACAACAAAAAACAAACAACAAAACUAUCAACAAUAUACGAAUUCGUUUUUCUACCAAAUAUAGCCCAGCGUUUACAAACAUGUAUGCACAUAUAUGUCUUGACAUAUCGCAGUGAAUUAUCUUUAACAACUGCAUUGCACUAUAAUUCAUGUUUAAAGCAUUUAAAGCAUGCAUUUAAAGCAUAAAGAAAUGUGAAAAUAAAAGUAUAAAUAACAAUAAAAUUAAAAUACAUGUAGAUUAAUAUAAAAUUUACAUUCGGAUAUGUUCGUAUUAUUUUUCUUGCCAGUGUACGUGCAUAUAUUUCUGGAAGUAACCGAAACCAUGCCAGUUGAGUCAAUCAUUUAUGUAAAUAAGCAGGUAUCGUUUGCAAAUAUAUAAUAUCCAUCAUAUUAAUAAUAACAUUUAGAAGCUACUCUAAUAUGUAACCUAUUUAUUUACAGUGUGACUUAGAUUAUGAAACUUCCUUACUAUUAAAGAGAUAAAAACAACAACAUUAAAAAAACAACUCCAAGAAAAACCAAAAACGAACACAUACAACCCCCUACCCACCCACCCCAUACACACACGCACACACACACAAA